Penaeus monodon (black tiger shrimp) is the source of this 787-nucleotide messenger RNA. Its product is annotated as protein lethal(2)essential for life-like. Lineage: Eukaryota; Metazoa; Arthropoda; Malacostraca; Decapoda; Penaeidae. The coding region runs from base 46 to 567 and encodes 173 amino acids. The record is from RefSeq and is a predicted model, not a curated record. The transcript has 2 exons.
ACAAGAUUUAGUCUACCUAAUUGAAGUGAUAAACGCUGGACAAAUAUGGAGAACAAAAAUACUACCACUCUUACUGAACAGAAACUGGAAGAAUCUCCCAAUUGCAAAGAGGAUUCACUUCUCCCCAUCGCUGAGAAGGGACUUUUCUUCCAUGAUUCCUUCUUCGAGGAUAUUCGGAAGCACUUUGAGACAGCCAUCGACCAAAUCCUGGAUACGUGGGGAGAAGCCAAAUCCGUGAGUGAUCUGAUGAAUAGUUACAGACGUGUAAGAGAGCGCAAUUUGCAACAAGAGAACCAAGUCAUGGCCUUCAGCGAAGACGACCAGAAUCACAAGGUUGUACUAGAUAUUGAUGACUUCAAGAAUGGAGAUGUUAAGGUUAGAGUGGAAGACAAUCAGGUGGUGGUGGAAGGUCGAAUGGAAAAGGAAGAGGGUGACUUCAAGUCAAUGAAAAGCUUCUGUCGACAUUUCAACUUCCCAGGCAAAGUGAACAUGGAGGCUGUCACUUCUGCAAUGUCUUCUGAUGGCGUCUUAACUAUCAUGGCUCCGAAGAUUCCACAGGCAGCAUAGUAAAACAUUUCAUUAUCUGAAAUUGUAAUCUAAUUUUAAAGUAAUGUACGUUUAAAUAACAGUUUAUUUUUUCUUUGGAUAAUGGUAAAAUGAAUAAAGGUUUUGCUGCUUUUAUUCUUUUUUUAAAUUCAUAAAAAAAUAAAUAAAUUAUACUUGUUUACAUAUGUGUAUGAAUUUACCCGCCUUCUUUUCUCGCGAACUUAUCGAAUUGAUAAAAAAA